AAAUCAGGAAGUCUAGAAUCAUUCUCACAGUGAGUUGGUCCUUGUUGUUGUGUCUUACUCUGCUCAUCAACAUGGCUCUUCAUCUCAGUGUUCUUCUCAUCUUCACUGGACUCACAGGAAUUCACAGCAUAACUACAGUCAGUAAAGUGUCAGUGAAGGCUGGAGGCUCCAUCUCUAUCCCAUGUCUCUAUGAGCCAGAGUACACACACCAUGUCAAACACUUGUGUAAAGGAUCUAACUGGGGGUCCCGCUCCUGCAAAGUUAAAACUGAUCAACCAGACAGUUCAGGAAAGUUUUCAAUCUCUGAUGACAAACAACAAAGAAUUUUCACUGUGACUAUUAAUAAUCUGAUGAUGGACGACACUGAUUACUGGUGUGUUGUGGAGAUAAAUGACCUGAAAAGUGACGUGAAGCUUUUUCAGCUGUCAGUCACUGGAGGUUGGCCCCAACUCUUUGUGGAUCAUCAGGAGAUUACAGGAUUUAAUGGAGAAGAUGUAACCAUCCAUGGUUCCUAUAGUAACACUGGAGAGAUUGAGUGGUGCAGACUGGGAGGGUCCUGUGUGAAGGAACCGUCUGGAUCAAUAGAUGGAACAAGAGUGACCAUUAAUGCAAAUGUUUCCAAAGUUUUCACUGUGACUAUGAGUGGACUGAGGACAGAGAGCAGCGGCUGGUAUUUCUGUACCAAAGGACUCCUACAGAUGCCAGUGCAUGUGACUGUUAAAGAGAGACCCAGCACUACAACCAGACGUUUAACCACAUUUUCACCCACAGCUGAACCUGUGAAUCACACUGCUGUUUCUGCAUUUGGGGAACCUACCACAGUUCAGGGUGGGAACCACAGAGCUUCCAUUUACCCACUGACUUUCAUCAUCCCUUUGAGUUUGUUGAUCUUCAUUGUAAUGGUGGCCUCGUUCAUCUGGUUCAUGUUGAGAAGACACAAACAGACCAAAGCACCAGCAUCAGCUGCAACAGCGGUUGAAGAGGAAGUAUCAUACAGUGCUGUGGAGUUUAAGAGAAAAGCUCUUGUCAAGGUUGAAGCAGCAGAUGAGGAUGUUACAUACAGCACACUGGCUCUGCAGUAAAUGGAUAUCAGUGUUAUGAAUUCAAUUACAUUCAAUUAAAUUCAGUUUUAUUUGUAUAGUGCCAAUUCAUAACAGUAAAGAGAGAAGGACAGAACCAUAGACAAAGGUGCACAACAAUAAUCACUGACACUCCACUGUCUAUCUGGGCCUCAUUUUCUGAUUCUGAGACAUGAAGGUGCAGCAUUAGAGAGCAGAAGGAAUCAGGACAUCUUGUCACUCCAAAAUCUUUAUCAGCACAAUGACGCAGAGACUGACUUCUCUCUUAUACAUGUGAACAUAUUUAUUUUGUACAUAUAUGGCCUGGUAAUGAUUCAUCACCACAAAGUGAUGGAGGUGAUAACAGACAGUGUGACUUGCUGUUUAUUCCAAUGUGAUUAAUAAAUGUGUAUUAUAAUGUGUUAAA
This is a messenger RNA of Dicentrarchus labrax (European seabass), 1485 nucleotides long. RefSeq names its product polymeric immunoglobulin receptor-like. The coding region runs from base 72 to 1082 and encodes 336 amino acids. The transcript has 8 exons. The record is from RefSeq and is a predicted model, not a curated record. Gene Ontology annotation, molecular function: transmembrane signaling receptor activity. Gene Ontology annotation, cellular component: plasma membrane. Lineage: Eukaryota; Metazoa; Chordata; Actinopteri; Moronidae.